CCUACCGCGGCUGCGGCGCCGAUUGGGCCCCGCCGGCUGCCGUCCCGCGGGGGUGUCUGGGAAGGAGAGAUCAUGGCGGCGGCGCCGAGCAAGACGGAGAUACAGACGUUCUUCAAGAGGCUUCGGGCAGCGCCGGCCAACAAGUCGUGCUUCGACUGCGGCGCCAAGAACCCGAGCUGGGCCAGUAUCACCUACGGGGUCUUCCUGUGCAUCGACUGCUCCGGCGUCCACCGGUCCCUGGGCGUGCACCUCAGCUUCAUCAGGUCCACAGAGUUUGAUUCUAACUGGAACUGGUUCCAGCUGAGGUGUAUGCAAGUGGGCAGUAAUGCCAAUGCGACUGCUUUCUUCCGCCAGCAUGGCUGUACCACCACAGAUGCCAAUGCUAAAUAUAACAGUCGAGCUGCCCAGAUGUACAGGGAGAAGAUCCGGCAGCUGGCAAGUGCUGCCAUGGCCAAGUAUGGCACUGAUCUGCUUAUAGAUGGACUGAGUGGAGCCCCUGGGCACUCCCCUGACAAGAGCGAUGCUGAUUUCUUCAUGGAGCACACACAGUCUUCCAGUGCCUGGGAUGUAGCAGAUGCCAGCCAGAAUCCUGCACAGUCUUCUCCAGAGGUGGAAAAAGCAGCAAAGUCAUCAGAAGGCAGCGAAGUUUCAAAUCCCAGCCAAGGUCCAUCAAUUGACUUGUUGAGCACAUCUCCUAAAGCUCCACUAGACAUGUCCAUGUAUCUGUCAACACAAGGGGCUGCUCCUGCUGGAGAACUCAAAUCCUCCCUCAUUGGAAAGAAGAAGCCAGGAGCUGCCAAGAAAGGGCUGGGUGCAAAAAAAGGUCUUGGAGCCCAGAAAGUGAGCAGCCAGAGCUUCAGUGAGAUUGAGCGGCAAGCCCAGGUGGCAGAACAGCUGAGGGAGCAGCAGGCAGUGGAGUCCAGGAAACAAGCUGAGGAGUCCAUAGUCACCUCAAUGCGACUGGCUUAUCAGGAACUGCAGCUUGAUCGGAAGAAGGAAGAGAAGAAACUCCAGAACCUUGAAGGGAAGAAACGUGAACAAGCAGAGAGGCUGGGCAUGGGAUUGGUGUCCAGAAGUUCUGUUUCACACUCGGUGAUGUCGGAGAUGCAAGUAAUUGAGCAGGAGACGCCGCUGGUAGCAAAAUCUUCCCGCUCCCAACUGGACUUGUUUGAAGAUGGUGGAAGCUUCACAUCUGGGCCCCCCAAGUACAAAUACAGUCCCUUCUCAUUUGAAGAUUCAUUUGGCUCACGAUGGGAAACAGACUCUUCAUGGGGCACAGACAAAGAGGAAGAACCAGAGGUGACUGUUUCCAGCAUUCGACCAGUUUCAGAGAGACCUACCAGUAGGCGGGAGAUGGAGAACAGGCCAUCCAUGGUGGAAUCCAAUGAAGCUCGGCAGAAGUUUGCAGGGGCUAAAGCUAUCUCUUCGGAUAUGUUUUUUGGGAGGGAGGCAGAUGCUGAGUAUGAAGCCAGAUCCCGACUGCAGCAGCUCUCAGGCAGCAGUGCCAUCAGCUCUGCAGAUCUGUUUGGAGAGGCUGACAAUGCGCAUUCAGGUGGUGUGUCUAUUGGAAAUGUCCUGCCUACAGCUGACAUUGCACAAUUCAAACAAGGAGUGAAAUCAGUUGCCGGCAAGAUGGCUGUCCUGGCCAAUGGGGUGAUGAACUCCCUUCAGGAUCGCUAUGGUUCAUAUUGAUGACCCAGGGACUGGAAAGGGAAGCCAGCAAGAGGCAUUGAUGCCACCUUGCCACCUUUGCCUGGAGUAAACUCUGCAGGAUUGUCGUAUUUGUCUGGGUUGGGUGGGGAGGGGAGAAGGUAAGCUGAGGGGGUCAGGACAUGGCUAUGCCCAGGAUGCUUUCUGAGUAUCUCUGGAUUCCACUCUAUUAAAAUUCAGUGUGCCCUCAUACCCACUGCUAUCUACUAGCCAGUGGAAACAGGCCUUCUCACAGGGUUAACCUCAUUGCUGUAAAAGAUAUGACAGGAACUCCUGGGCUGCCCUCAUCAGUGCUCCUGUCCUUCUUUGCCCCAUACCUAAGCUCACCAAGUGAAAGAGAAAAGGGGAAUGCUAUUUUUCUGAACAUCAUGUGACAUGACUGUUUUUUGUUCUGAUCACUGCUCCCAAUCCAUGGUGCUGUGGAGUCCUCUGUAUUUGCAGGGUUUGCCUUUUACCAUGAUCUAGUCCUUUUUACUGUCUUCUAAACCAGCAUAUAUGAAUGCGGGAGGAAAAAAAAAUCAAAUCAAAGAUUAUUUUUUUAGCUUCUAACUACAUCAUCAACAAAAAAGGCCCAGGUAAAGAAGUAAAAAAAUUUACUGGAUCCCUGAUUUAUUUUGUUGCCCAACUUUGGAUCAGAUCAAAGUACUGAGCUUCUGACUGAACCAUGAGGUGCAGCAGUGAGGACUGUCAUUUUAGUCCUGUUCAUCUUGGUCUCUGGUUUUAAUAAGAGUGCUUUUCCUUAAACU
This is a messenger RNA of Ficedula albicollis (Collared flycatcher), 2456 nucleotides long. RefSeq names its product ADP ribosylation factor GTPase activating protein 2 (gene ARFGAP2). The record is from RefSeq and is a predicted model, not a curated record. Gene Ontology annotation, molecular function: GTPase activator activity. The transcript is spliced from 17 exons. NCBI's taxonomy places the organism in Eukaryota, Metazoa, Chordata, Aves, Passeriformes, Muscicapidae. The coding region runs from base 73 to 1692 and encodes 539 amino acids. Gene Ontology annotation, biological process: COPI coating of Golgi vesicle.